Pseudovirgaria hyperparasitica is the source of this 1611-nucleotide messenger RNA. RefSeq lists its product as uncharacterized. The transcript is spliced from 2 exons. The coding region runs from base 1 to 1611 and encodes 536 amino acids. Gene Ontology annotation, biological process: proteolysis; regulation of DNA-templated transcription. Gene Ontology annotation, molecular function: serine-type endopeptidase activity; DNA-binding transcription factor activity. Lineage: Eukaryota; Fungi; Ascomycota; Dothideomycetes; Acrospermales; Acrospermaceae. The record is from RefSeq and is a predicted model, not a curated record.
AUGAAAUCGCUCCUCGUAGCGCUGUUGCCUCUGCUGGCAGCAGCUUCACCUGUCCUCAACAUUGGCACAAUCCACAAAGAUGCCGCGCCAAUUCUCUCUUCAGUAAAUGCUAAAGAGAUCCCUAACUCGUAUAUCAUCAAGUUCAAGGACCAUGUCAAGCAUGCCGAGGCCAAAGAGCACCACGCUUGGGUCCAGAACUUGCACCUCACUCGCGAGUCUGAGCGUUCAGAGCUCAAGAAGCGUGGCCAGUUCCCGCUGCUGGACGAAGUCUUCAAGGGUUUGAAACAUACUUACAAUAUUGGAGACUUCUUUGGGUACUCUGGUCACUUCGAUGAAGAGACCAUUGAACAGAUUCGAAGACACCCUGAUGUAGAUCAUAUCGAAGUUGACCAAGAGGUCCACACUUUGACCACAGUCAAAGACGACUACGAGACAGACAAAAACUCCCCCUGGGGUCUUGCUCGUAUCUCACACCGCGACAGUCUCUCCUUCGGCACCUAUAACAAGUACCUAUACUCUGCGGAUGGUGGCGAGGGCGUUGAUGUCUACGUCAUCGACACUGGAACAUACAUCAAGCACACCGAUUUCGAAGGACGUGCCCACUGGGGCAAGACAAUUCCAUCUGGCGAUGCCGAUGAGGAUGGCAACGGCCACGGGACGCACUGUUCCGGUACGAUUGCUGGCAAGAAGUAUGGUGUUGCCAAGAAAGCCAACGUAUACGCUGUCAAGGUAUUACGCUCCAACGGAUCCGGAUCUAUGUCGGACGUUGUCAGUGGGGUCGAGUGGGCUGCUGAAGCGCACUUGAAAAAGGUUGAGGAAGCCAAGGCCGGGAAGGUCUCUAAGAAGUGGAAAGGCAGCGCCGCCAACAUGAGUCUUGGUGGCGGCAAGUCUCCAACCCUGGAUCGGGCUGUCAAUGCAGCUGUUGAGAUUGGCAUCCACUUCGCAGUUGCGGCUGGUAACGAUAAUGCCGAUUCUUGCAACUACUCUCCUGCUUCCGCUGAGAAAGCCGUUACUGUGGGUGCAUCCACCCUCGCCGAUGAGCGUGCCUACUUCUCCAACUUUGGCAAGUGCAAUGACAUCUUCGCCCCUGGUCUCAACAUCAAAUCCACUUGGAAUGCUGGUGAGAACAGCACCAACACCAUCUCGGGUACUUCCAUGGCCUCACCUCACAUUGCUGGUCUUUUGGCCUACUACCUCUCUCUCCAGCCCGCUAAGUCCUCUUCUUAUGCGGUUGCUGAGAUUACACCUGCCAAGCUCAAGAAAGACAUCAUUUCUAUUGCUACCAAAGGUGCUCUGUCCGAGGUUCCCAGCAGCACAACGAAUAUCCUCGCUUGGAACGGUGGUGGUUCUUCCAACUACUCUGAUAUUGUCGGCAAAGGAAGCUACACCGUCAAAAGCGACGUUGAGGGGGACACUUUCAUGAUCGCCCUCCCAACUGCCGAGGAGCUCGAGGAGUCAUUUAACAGCGCUAUCGAGCAUGCUCACAGGGAAUCCAACCGUCUCUCUACCAAGUUCUCCAAGCUUGAGAGCAAGAUUGAGGACCUUGUCGAAGAAGAGAUGGAGCAAUUCUUUGAGGAAUUCAAGGAACGCAGAAUCGCUAUGUCCGCUUGA